UUUGUCCUACUUAGGGUGAAACGUCUAGAUCGCGAGGGCAUUACUUCUCACGUUAGGCCGGGAAAUCUCCCCUGAUUUGUCCGGUGAAACGACCAUCCCACAAACAAUAGUAAUCACGAUGUAUGCAUCACAGGUUUUUGUGCUUGGUGCCAUAAGUGCCCUACUCCUCUUCGUAACGAGAUUCUAUGCCGCUCGCAAGCAAGUAUGGAAACUGAAGAGCGCCAAUCUCCCAAUGCCAGAGUUCAAGCUCACGUCUGGUCACUUUCUGGCUCUGAAGGAGACUGUCAAGACUCUUCCGAAAAACGCAACCCUGCACACGGUCAUGAUGCAACUGUCAAAGAAGUUUCCCUCCGGAAUGUUCUACAUCAACAUGUGGCCUUUUAGCGGCACGUGGCUUGUGGUGACGACGCCCUCGGGAGCUUCACAAUGUCAAACUCUGAAUCUUAUCAAGCCAUCGAUUCUCACGAAACCACUGGAAACCAUCGGUGGUGGGCCAAGCCUGAUCACCAUGAAUGGAGAGACGCAUAAGAAAUGGCGUAGUCUAUUCAACCCAGGAUUUAGCCCCAGCUAUCUCAUGGGGCUGGCUCCGAUGAUUGCGGAUGAAGUGGCUGUAUUUUGCCGUUUGUUGAGGGAACAGGGUGGGAACAAGAACGCGGAGGUGCUAAAGUUGGAAGAUCUGACAUUACGCCUAACAGUUGACACGAUUGGAGCCGUUGCUCUAGACACAAGGCUACACCAUCAGACAAAGGAUAGCCAACUUGCUCUGGCACUUCAGCGUCAAAUCGAAUGGACAUCAUUCGGGACCACCUUUAACCCAUUUAAACGCCACCUCACCAUCCGCCCCUUGGUGUUGUGGUACAACAACCGCAUCAUGGAUCGGCUCAUUGGCCAGGAAAUUGACAAGAGAUACACUGAGCAUCUGCAGGAUCAAGGCUCAGGUGAAAGGCGCUCCAAAUCCGUCAUGUCGCUCGUGCUGGCUCAGUUCCUAGAAGAAGCCCAAGCCAAAGGCGCCCCGCCCCCUCUAUCCGAGUUCAAGAAACUAGUUGCGCCCCAACUGCGCGGAUUCCUGUUUGCUGGCCGAGACACGACGAGUAGCACCCUUCUUUAUUGUUUUCACCUCUUGGCUACGCAUCCCGAAGCGCUCAAAAGACUCCGCAGCGAGCACGGUGAAGUCUUUGGCGACAGGCUGAACGCGUCAAAAGCCCAUCAGGCCAUUGCAAAGGAACCUCAACGGCUCAACCAACUGCCGUACACGACAGCGGUGAUCAAGGAAGCGCUUCGGCUGUUUCCUCCCUCUGCGUCUUUACGCGAAGGCCGCGCUGGAGUCGAUCUUGUGGAUGAGAAAGGAAGGCGGUAUCCUACUGAGGGAUGCAAUGUGUGGACGCUGACAGUGGCGCUGCAUCACAAUGCCGUUUAUUGGAAGCAGGCCGAGUCGUUUGUGCCAGAGCGGUGGUUGGUAGGACCCGAGGAUCCCAUGUACCCCGUCAAGGGGGCGUGGAGGGCGUUUGAGCUUGGUUCUAGGGCUUGCAUUGGGCAGACGUUGGCGCUGAUGGAACUUCGAGUUGCGCUGGUGAUGACACUGUCCGAGUUUGAUAUCACUCCGGCGUACGAGGAUUGGGAUAGGAUGCAUCCGAGGCCGGGUGUCAAGGUGGUAAAUGGAAAUAGGGCUUAUCAGGCAGAGAAGGGUGGUGGUGGUGCGCAUCCUGCUGAUGGAUUUCCUUGUCGGGUUACGCUUCGCGACAUAGAUGGUAGAGGGUGACGUUCAGGGGUAAUGCACCAUUCUUCAGCUUUCCCAUGUCGCAACUC
Podospora pseudocomata is the source of this 1806-nucleotide messenger RNA. RefSeq lists its product as uncharacterized. The record is from RefSeq and is a predicted model, not a curated record. Lineage: Eukaryota; Fungi; Ascomycota; Sordariomycetes; Sordariales; Podosporaceae. Bases 119 to 1759 code for a protein of 546 amino acids. Gene Ontology annotation, molecular function: oxidoreductase activity, acting on paired donors, with incorporation or reduction of molecular oxygen; heme binding; iron ion binding. The transcript is spliced from 3 exons.